CCUAUAUUUUGCAAAAUGGCGAUUCACUUUUUCUUGUCCCAAAUAGGUCGGCUAUGUCUUAUUGGUCCAGUCGAAGUAUAAAAGUUUAGGGAAGCCGGUCGAGUAACCAUUCAAUCCAAUUUUUCCUUUUAGACAUUUUCUCCAAAAUAAUCGAAGAGAAAGUUUUCAAUCUGUGCAACUAGUGAUUUCAGUUUACAAAAUGCUGAGGCUAACACUUGCAGCGUUGCUAGUAUCCUGUAUAGCACUAGUACAUGCAGGCGGCUGGGGGGAAUCACAUGAUCAUCAUGAUGAGUGGAAAGCACAACCCAUCAAGUACAUCAUCAAAGAAAAUCCUAAAUUGAUCACAAUUCCUCAUCAUGUACCAGUUCCCAAGCCUGUUCACAUCCCAAGAGAAGUUCCCGUCUACAAACACAUCCCUGUACCCAAGCCUUACCCAGUUCCACACAUAGUAACAGUUAUCAAACACAUUCACAAGGAAGUACCAGUUCCCAAGAUUAUUCCAGUUCACAAGGAAGUACCUGUUCCCAAGCCAUACCCAGUACCAAAGGUGAUCCGAGUUCCAAAACCAUACGUUGUCCCAGUCCACAAGGAAAUUCCAGUUCCCAAACCAUACCCAGUCCACGUUCCAGUUCACAUUCCAAAACCAUACAUUGUCCCAAUUCACAAGAACGUUCCCAUCCCAGUUCCAAAGCCCGUCCAUGUACCCAUUGAAGUAAUCAAAGAGAAGUCUGUAGUGAUUAAGAAACCAGUACCCGUUAUCAUUGAAGAUAAAGGACACGGAUACGGACACGGAGGAUGGGAAGAAAAAGGACACGGAGGAUGGGAAGAAAAAGGACACGGUGGUUGGGACAAGAAAUAAGCUGGUUACAAGUCUGACGGAAACAGAAUAUGUGCCUUAUGACCUGCAAGGAAAGAGGAAUAACCAUGUAAAGAUCUUUAAACCGAGCCGAGAACUGGACAAAUUAGGGUAAAUCAUAUGGGUAAUCAUUGAACAUCCUGGGUUACGGUUUUCCUCUUUGAAUGCAAGAACCUGUGUAGAUAAUUUCAUAGUUGUUAUUAUUUCUAUUACUCAACAACGAUUAUCGGACAAUGUUUUUAAUUGUGAAUGCCUGAUACUUGAUUGUUAGUCUGUAACACGGCUGGCAGAAUUGACUGAAAAGUUUUGUUCUGUAAGUUUGUGUUACUUGUACAAUAGCUGUACAGUUUUUAAUGUUUUUUAUUAAAGUCAUUUGCUUAUUUAUACAUAAAA
Parasteatoda tepidariorum (common house spider) is the source of this 1249-nucleotide messenger RNA. RefSeq lists its product as uncharacterized. Lineage: Eukaryota; Metazoa; Arthropoda; Arachnida; Araneae; Theridiidae. The record is from RefSeq and is a predicted model, not a curated record.